CCCAACCCCCUUCCUAUGAUAAUAUAUUGAUAGAACUGCAGGAGUUUAUAUACAGUGUGCAUCACUCAGUGCUGUCCCUGUUCCAUCUGCAAGGCAUUCCUGUUAUUGAGCAGAUGGGAAGUGAUCACUUCAACUUCCUGUCCAGCAGCACACAGUCCCUGGAGGAGCUGGGACACCUCUAUAACUGUUCCUACAGCUCUGCUAUCAG
This is a messenger RNA of Pelobates cultripes (western spadefoot toad), 208 nucleotides long. Lineage: Eukaryota; Metazoa; Chordata; Amphibia; Anura; Pelobatidae. The record is from the annotation of a GenBank genome assembly.